Molecule: messenger RNA, 4672 nt
Organism: Cephus cinctus (wheat stem sawfly)
Lineage: Eukaryota; Metazoa; Arthropoda; Insecta; Hymenoptera; Cephidae
Product: lysocardiolipin acyltransferase 1
Exons: 5
Coding region: 771-1880 (369 amino acids)
Cellular component (GO): endomembrane system
Molecular function (GO): acyltransferase activity
Source: RefSeq, a predicted model, not a curated record
UAAAAUCAAUCUGCUAUAUAUACCGCAUACUCUUUGGUAGGUUUCAUUGCAGUUUAUUUAUUAUGUAAAAAUAAUUAUGUAAUUUUUUCAAAGUAAAAGAAUAAUUUCGAAGAGAGAGACUUGGGAGAUAGAUUACAAGUUUAAUAUACAUGUUAUGCCUCUUAAUGUUUGUAGAAAAAUUAUUCCAUGUCAAUAAAUGAGUACACAUACCAAUUGGGAAUGUGUAUUACGUUAUUAGAUAUUCAAGAGUACUGUCCAUUUGCAUUAAUAUAUAAUAUAUUUUUACGUAAUAGUAUUUACAUAGCUUUUAUUGAAAUAUACAUAUUCUAGAACUGCAAUAUCCGUUGAGGUCUUCAUUAUAUUGGAAAAGUAUGCACGUUUCCGUGUGUGGCACAGAUCAAUAAUGGUCCAACACAGCAUCCCAGAAGCCACUAGUAUAAUGUUGGAAUAGAUGAGGGUGAGGGUGAGGGUGAGAAUGGAGCGAACGAGGCAGGGGUGUGUACUUAGGGAAGCCCCUUUGGUAAAUCUAGAGGGAAGCCAGAACAAGACUUCACCUUAUGAGCUAGUUGUCAACUUCCACUGUUUGUGAAAAGUGCUACCAAUGUAAAAUAGACCAGUUUCAAUCAGCUCUAAUCAUUGUGCAGUGGAAUUAGUACCACAUUUGUGUAAAUAUGUAUAUAUUAAUGGCUCAGUGACUGAAAAAAUUUGUUUCAAACACUUCUAAUAUUUAGAAUUCAAUCGCAGGAAUCAGCAUAUCCACGAGCAUUGUGAUGCGUGAUCUGUUACGUGGGGUACUAUACUGCGCUUUAUGGUAUGGCAGUAUAGUAGCAGGAUUUCUCUUCAUUGCUUGCCCACUCUUACCUCUCUUAUUACUAAGUCCGCCGAGGUUUCGAAAAUGCGGAGACUUGUUAUUUUCAUGCUGGGAACUUUAUCCUACGGCACUCCUAGAAGUGUUUGGUGUUAAAAUUAUAGUCUCGGGAGAUCAUAUAUCACCAUAUGAAUCAGCAAUCCUCGUAAUGAAUCAUCGUACGAGAGUCGAUUGGAAUUUCUUAUGGGCCGCGAUGUACCAAGCAUGCAUGCCGAAUAUUGCAGCUCAUAAAUUAAAAUUUAUCCUGAAGGAUCCCAUUCGUCACAUCCCCGGGCCAGGAUGGAUGAUGCAAAUGAAUGGCUUCCUUUACAUAACUCGACGCUGGGAAGAGGAUCAAGGACGUCUAUCGCGUACUUUGGACUAUUUAGUAGCCAUACGUAGACGUACUCAGUUACUGAUAUUUCCAGAAGGUACAGACUUAACUCCGACUAGCAAAGAAAAGUCGGAUAAGUAUGCUUUACAAAAUGGAUUGCCAAAAUAUUCUUAUACGCUUCACCCUAAGACAACUGGAUUUAGUUACUUGGUUCAGCAUCUUCAACAUGCUAAUUACCUCGAUGCCGUUUACGAUUUGACAAUAGCAUACCCUGACUAUGUACCGCAGUCAGAAAUUGAUUUGAUCACAGGAAAGCUACCGAAAGAGGUAUAUUUUCAUAUAAAACGAAUUUCAUCCAUGGACGUACCGAAAGACGAUAUGUUGCUGAGAAGUUGGUUAGAGAAACGAUGGUCGUACAAGGAGGAAACACUGAAGUCUUUUACUAAGAAAAAAGCAUUUUCCGAAGGCAACUGGCCAAUGGCAUCAAUGCUGCCAUUAAGAGCUGCAUUUGGUUUCUGGAGUUUCUUGACAGGAGCCACUGUGUUAUUACUUCUUAUAUCACCGAUCUUUCAAUUAUGGGCAUUGGUUCAUUCGAUUUUAUUUAUUGGUCUAUCCUUACUAAGUACGGGAUUCAACCAACUCGAAAUGGGAUGGUAUUGGCGCUGGAGAAGUUAUUCUCUCAGAACUAAACUUCGCUAAUAUUUUAGAACUUAUUCUAUGUACAUCACUGUGAUAUGGAUGUAUAUAAAUAUUUUGUAAUUCACAAAAAUGGAUUUUAUCCAUUACUUGCAGCCAUUACGUUUUCUUAAUUGUCUUUAACAUCGAGCCGGUGGAAAAAAUUAAUAUUGAAAUUAGAAUUUUAUUCUUGGCAUGAUUUCCCAAUAUAAACAAGUUAUUUGACGCAAAUUGAGAGGACUCAAAUUUUUUAUAUAGAAGUAACUACAAUAUAUUUAAUCAUUUAUAAAGUAAAAUGGCAUUAUAUGCUGACAAAGUGCUUCGACUAUAAUUGUAAUUGGAGUAUUUCUCUGUAUACUUCCAUGACAUUGCAACGUAUUAAAAAUCUAAAGAAUUUCGAGUAACAGCAAACUUAGUGAUUUGUUGCUAGGACUGAUUACAAUGAUCGAUAAAUAUGAAGUAUAGUGUAAUUAAUAUAUUUUUAUGCAUGAUAUAAUCGUGGUUUAAAUUAUUGAAUUAAUUUUCGUAAAAAGAAAAUUUUUCAAAAAUAACGAGAUGAAUUUAAUUAGUUUAUAAACCAUUGAGUUUCUCAAUAAUCAUAUGUAAAUACAUAUGAAUCGUAAGAGCAACUAUAAAGGAGUUAAAAAUCGAAACUAUUUAAUAGUAAUAAUGUAUCUUUGAUAUUUAUCUUGAUUUUUGAAAUAUGUUUCCAAGAGCAUAAAAUUACUGCACUCAUGAUAUUAUUCUGUAUUCUUUGAUUUAUUAUAUGCUACAAAUUAUGUCAUAAAAUUAAAAAAAGGUAAGAUAUUACGUGCCGAUCAGAUGCUCUUGAUUAAUUUCAAUAAUCUAUGUGCAGAAACAGCUAAAAUUGUAUUCAAGGUUAAACGAAUGGCUUUAUAGGUGUAACUAUGAAGGCAACAAUAGUUCCAUAACGAUAAACCUUUUUAAUAGUAGUUCUUCACUUGCACUGAUGGGAUACUGUAUUCUGUGUAUUGUGUCUGAAACAAAAUGUAUAGCACAUUAACCUCUUCUAGAACUUUAUACUGAUUCCAGCAUAUCUCCCAUACUCACUGUGCCCAAUAGCUGUCAGACAUAGUCCCAUGAGAGUCUUUACUAGUAUUUUUUUAAUAAUAUUAGUAUCUUCCAUGAUACAAUUUGAAAUUCAUUCUUGAAACAUCCUGUACAAGAUCCAUACAGUACAUUACAAAAUACUUAUAUUCAAAUGGGCAUUCUUGUAAGUGAAUGUAGAUAUAAUAUUUUUAAUGUAUUCAUUUUAAUGUAUUGAUAUUGUAUAAACUAGGAAAUUAUUAAUAGGACAGUUAUCAUAAGGAACAAAGAAGAAGCUACGUUCUUCUUCAUUUCUAAGUCAUAGAUAUAAUAGAAAAAAUCUAUUUUUCUGUAGAAAUAGCAUAUUCAUUAGAAAAAGAUGAAGUGAAUUCAUGUGCCAAAGAAAAAAUUCUGAAUUAAAACACUAUCUGUGUUAUUCAGAAUAUUUAAUUAAGAACAGUGCGUAAUAUGAAAAUAAGUUUAGACUUAAUAAUAUAAUAUUGUACAACUGGUGACAUAAGUUAGACAAAUUCCAUAUGCUUGACUUAUGUCACAUAUGGUAUAUCUUACUUAGAAAAUGAUAUAUGCACAUCUACUGUGCUUGGAAGUUUAUAUGGUAAACUUUGUUUAUUGAUGCCACUAAGUAUUGCAUUGAAAUUUACUAGAUAAGUGAACAUUGAUGUUGUUAUCAGAAAUAUGAUAAUGGUGAGACGUUUUAAACGUUGAUAACAGUAGUUAUUUCAAAUAUCCAUAUGCGGAACAAAAUUAUUUCUUACAUUGAAUUACAUGAAUGUUAUAUUAAUACUGAAUGUGCAUCGAUAGGUAAAAAAUCGAGUAUUCUCAUCCAUUUUGUUUAGAAAAUGUGAGAUCACGAAUAAUUCUUCAUCUUAUUCAUCUACAUUAACACAUUUGUACUGACAUAAUGAAAUAUGUGUACAAAUGAAAUGUUACAUUUUCAAACAGAAUAAACAUACAUUUCCAACAUGUUUGAAAUAUUCUGAAUUUGUCUUUCUAUCUACAUCACAUAUUCAAACGAGAUAAAGUCAAACAUGUAAAAUAUCGUUUAUCCUGUUUACAACUGUAAAUGUUUAAUUUCUGGUGAAUUUACUCAUUCCUUGUACAAACCAACUAUGAACAAAAUUUAUUUUGUACCGUUGUAUACGGAUAUUUAGAAAAAAUAAAGUCCAGUGUUUCAACAAGGACCACUGAGGCAGCGAUAGUCAUGAGUUUCUAAAGUGUUUAAGACUGAAGUCAUUUAAAGAAUUAGUAAUUAACAUAUGAACGAUAUGUAUUUAUUCUAUCUUAUCCCAACCGUUUUAUACCGAAGUUUCACUUAAACAUUGCUAAAUAGAAACUACUUUAAACUUGUACAACAAUGUGAUCCUAAAUGAUAGAAUUAAAGUAAUCAUUUGUAUAGCAUAUGCAAUCUUAUUUCAGCUACAAAUAGGUAAUCUGACUAUUGUGAAUGAAAAAAAGAAAACAAAAUCUGAAAUUAUUUAGACUAUCAGCAAAUGCCCUGAUGUUCUAUUUUCGAAAUUCGUUAAGUCGUUUACCAAUAAUGUCUUAAAUGUUUACAUACGUCAUGCAUUUCAUAAUAUACUACUCCAACAAUUCUGAACGCUGUACUGAUUGUUUAUAGACUCUGUUCGUAUCAUAAUAAAAGAAUGAAUAUUCAUGUUCAAAAUCAAAUAUUAUAUCAGGGGAUAUAAAUCUAUACAGAUUUAUUGAUGACAUUUUUAAAUUCGAAAUAUACGUACGUUUAAACAAGA